Rhododendron vialii is the source of this 759-nucleotide messenger RNA. RefSeq lists its product as uncharacterized. The record is from RefSeq and is a predicted model, not a curated record. Bases 1 to 759 code for a protein of 252 amino acids. NCBI's taxonomy places the organism in Eukaryota, Viridiplantae, Streptophyta, Magnoliopsida, Ericales, Ericaceae. The transcript is spliced from 3 exons.
AUGUCCGAAACGGAAUUAACAGUACUUGGUUCAAUUGAUUCUCAUAGGCUCGGUAUUCUGUCUGUCCUUCGUUUGUGCGGACGCAGGCAGAAGAUCAUUGAUCGGGCUUCGUUUUAUCCUCAGAACAGAUUCGCUCGAAACAAAUUGUGCCAAUCCAUUCAUGUUCCUGAAACCUCAGAUGAGGGUCGUUUCUGGGACUUAUUUUACGCCUUCCGAUCUAUUAGUGAGCUCAAAAGUAAGGGAAUCCAGGCUAGGCGUGGCAGUACCGAUAACCAAAGGGAUAUUAAGUUCAGAUCUUCCUUCUUCUUCUUCGCAGUGCUCGAAAUUCCUCCUCUUAUGUUGAAUCCCUGUUUCAUUAUACAUAAUUCAAACCAGAUUGCGUACGAGUUGACACCAAACAAUCCUACCAACCAACCCACAAUGGCUUACAUAAAUUUCCUGAAAUCUCUUAUUAAUAGCGCCGAAGAUGUGAAAGAGUUGCGUGCAAAUAAUAUACUACUCAGCCCCUGCACAAGUGAUGAAGAAGUGGUCGACAUGAUCAACAGCAUCCCCACAAUCUUUGAAGAGGACUUCACAAUAUAUGCGAAGGUGAAGCAGAGCAUUCAAAAUCACUAUGACAAUAAGGCGAAGACUUGGAUUGCCGAAUUGAUUCAUAACUAUUUCAACAGUCCGUGGGCAUUCAUCGCUUUCUUUGCCGCGUCUGCUCUUAUUAUCAUGAGUUUUAUUCAGACCUACUUCACAAUCAACCCUCGCAAGUGA